Molecule: messenger RNA, 906 nt
Organism: Petromyzon marinus (sea lamprey)
Lineage: Eukaryota; Metazoa; Chordata; Hyperoartia; Petromyzontiformes; Petromyzontidae
Gene: ZNF593
Product: zinc finger protein 593
Molecular function (GO): nucleic acid binding; zinc ion binding
Source: RefSeq, a predicted model, not a curated record
AAUUUGCGUUUUGGGAUAGGGUUUAGCGGUUAUAGUGUAAAGUUUGGGUUUAAGGAUGAGCGAUUAGGGCUUUUGUGGGGCACGUUUGCGGUUAUAGUUUUUGGAUAGGGUUUGUUGGAUUUGGGUUGAGGAUUAGAGUUGUAGGAUUGUGUGGUGAGGGUUAAAGUCAGGGUACAUAUUGAUGGGUUAGGAUUAAGGGGUAAUGGGGGUCUUGGUUAAGGGUUUAAUGCGUGAGGUGAUUAGGGACAGCGGUAAUUAAAUCUGAGAUUUAAAUCUUUGGGGGACAAUAGCUGACGACUACUACUACGACCCCGCGUGAGCAAAUCGCCGCGAUCCCUUCGUGCACGAUCAGCUGCCGUUCGCCAACGUGACCGCACGUGGGGAAGAAGACGUGACGAAGUGAACGAGGUGAAGAAGGGAGACAUCCUCGGGACAGGUUUGACGGCGGAGACCAUGGCUCGCACGCACAAGCAGCGCGCCAAGAAGUCCAAGCUGAUGAAGGUGAAGAGGCGCACGCGGGACCUGGACCAGGUGCACGCCGACAUGCGGCCCGAGAGCGCCGGUGCCCUGCUGCAUCAGCCGGAGGACCUGGACCUGCCGGGGAACGCUCAGCACUAUUGCCUGCACUGCGCGCGAUAUUUCAUUGACCUACAGACCCUGAAAGUGCAUUUCAAGACUAAAACACACAAGCAAAGGCUCAAGAGGCUGCGGGAGGCGCCUUUCUCUCAGGAGGAGGCCGAGAGAGCUGCUGGCAUGGGCUCGUAUCAGCGGCCUGCCCAGGUGAAGGUGCGGACGCAACCAGUGGAGGAAGAGGAGGCCAUGUGUGCAGAGACCACAGGCCCCACCCCGAAGAAGCAGAGCCGUAGCACUUAACUGUUCUCAAUAAACGUGCAAUGUUGAAGCAAC